Molecule: messenger RNA, 450 nt
Organism: Colletotrichum costaricense
Lineage: Eukaryota; Fungi; Ascomycota; Sordariomycetes; Glomerellales; Glomerellaceae
Exons: 4
Biological process (GO): protein insertion into ER membrane
Cellular component (GO): endoplasmic reticulum membrane
Molecular function (GO): protein folding chaperone
Source: RefSeq, a predicted model, not a curated record
UCAUUCGCGCAUCCAGGACCGUGGUACCUUUCGAACCACCUCCGCCAUAGCUCUCUGCCCUCCUCGUACAGCACAUCCAAUUCAACCAGAGCUCUCACAAUGGCGUCCAAGCGGGAUAUGCGUCGGCCGGACCUGAUCGUCCCCUAUCAGGAGCCCAAGGCCAAGGGCGACUCCACCGAGCUCUCCUCGACGCUGUCUUCUACCCUGCCAAUGGCUGCGAUGCUUACGCGCAACAAGUUUAUCGGAUGGGCUUCCGUCGUCUUCAGUAUUCAGACUUGGCUUGGUGAGAGCGAGGAGACGAAGAAGAGCUCCGCGACGCCGGGAUACUUCUCCGUGGGCAUGUCAGUUAUGGCUCUUGCCGUCAGCUACCUGCCCCUCUUCCUCCCUCCUCCCGCCCAACGAGGCGCCGCGACUGGCACCGGUCCCGCUGCCCCCGUUCCUCCUGCGUAG